Diaporthe amygdali is the source of this 450-nucleotide messenger RNA. RefSeq names its product l-psp endoribonuclease family. The transcript has a single exon. NCBI's taxonomy places the organism in Eukaryota, Fungi, Ascomycota, Sordariomycetes, Diaporthales, Diaporthaceae. The record is from RefSeq and is a predicted model, not a curated record. Gene Ontology annotation, cellular component: cytosol; mitochondrion. Bases 1 to 450 code for a protein of 149 amino acids. Gene Ontology annotation, molecular function: deaminase activity.
AUGGCAUCCAACGGGACAGGCUUCUUCCUCCCAGCCGAGCGUGCCCAGGGGCUCGCCAACUAUCCUCACGCACGCACAGCGCCCUCGACCAGUCGCAUCAUAUUCGUCAGUGGCACGUCUUCCCGGCGCGGCGACGGGACAUACGAAGGUUGCGAGACUCUGCCCGAUGGCACCCACAAGCUCGACUGCGGCGCACAGACAGCCGCGGUUCUGAGGAAUAUCGAGAACAUCAUCCAGGGUGCGACAGACGGGAAAAAUGGCCUGGAGAGCAUCGUCGACGCCACCAUUUUUCUGACGGACAUGAAGGACUACGCCGCCAUGAACGCAGAGUGGAACAAGCGCUGGCCGGACAAGACCAAGGCGCCUGCGAGGACGUGUGUGCAGGUUGCGGCGCUGCCGAAUGAGAGGCUGAACGUGGAGAUCAAGUGUCAAGCUUUGGUUAGCGAGUGA